AUGCAGAAUUUAACCCUCCUUUCACAGCUGAAUCCAGCAGAGCGAGGAGAUUCGGUCUUCUUCUCUUGCCAUGCCAUUAAUUCCUAUGGAGAGGGCCGGGGCCUCAUUCAACUUACUGUUCAAGAACCUCCAGAUCCCCCUGAACUUGAGGUCCGUGAGGUCAAAGACAGGAGCAUGAAUCUGCGCUGGAUCCAGAGGUUUGAUGGGAACAGCAUCAUUACCAGCUAUGACAUUGAAUACAAGAACAAAUCAGAUUCCUGGGAUCAUAUGUACACAACAAGAAACAUCUCACCUACCAAUAACCAGGCCAACAUUGUAGAGCUGCACCCAGCCUGUGUCUACAGUAUCCGCAUGUACUCUUACAACAAGAUCGGCCGCAGCCUUCCCAGCAAGGAGCUCACUAUUAGCACAGAGGAAGCACCACCUGAUGGGCCCCCAAUGGAAGUUAUCCUCCAACCCAUGACGUCUCAGAGCAUACGUGUUACAUGGAAGGCUCCGAAAAAGGAGUUGCAGAAUGGUGUGAUCCGUGGCUAUCAGAUUGGUUACAGAGAGAAUGGUCCCGGCAGCAAUGGCCAAUACAGUAUUGUGGAGAUGAAAGCCACAGGAGACAGUGAAGUGUACACACUGGACAAUCUAAAGAAGUUUGCCCAGUAUGGAGUGGUGGUCCAGGCCUUUAACCGAGCAGGCACCGGACCGUCCAGUACUGAGAUCAAUGCAACAACUCUGGAAGAUGUGCCCAGUGAGCCCCCUCAAAACGUGCGGGCCAUCUCUGUGACGUCGGAUGAGGCGGUGAUCACCUGGGCGGAGCCUCCACGGCUGACGCUGCACGGUGUGCUGAAAGGCUACCGCGUUGUGUUCUGGUCCCUCUUCCCUGACGGAGAGUGGGGAGAGAUGCAGAAUAUCACUACGACUCGGGAGCAGGUGGAGCUCAGAGGACUGGAGAAGUUCACCAACUACAGCGUCCAGGUUCUGGCCUACACACAGGCCGGAGAUGGGGUUCGCAGCAAUGUGCUCUACAUCCAAACCCGAGAAGACCUCCCUGGUCCACCAGCUGGCAUCAAGGCGGUCCCUGCCUCACCUAACAGUGUGGUUGUUUCCUGGUUACCGCCUCUCAAACCCAAUGGUGUUAUCCGCAAAUACACUAUCUACUGCUCUAGCCCUGGCUCAGGGCAGCCGGCACCCAGUGAGUACGAGGCCAAUCCUGAGAUGCUCUUCUACCGUAUCACGCACCUCUCCCGUGGUAAACAAUACCACAUCUGGGCUGCCGCCGUGACAACUGCCGGCCGCGGAAACAUCAGCUCAAAGGUCACCGUGGAGCCUGCUGGGAAAGUUCCAGCCAAAAUCCUGUCCUUUGGUGGCACAGUGACCACUCCCUGGAUGAAGGAAGUGCGUCUACCAUGUAGUUCAGUGGGAGAACCAUCCCCAACAAUAAAAUGGACCAAAGACAGUGAUAACUCUGCCAUCCCAGUGACAGCUGAUAGCCAGAGACAGAUUCUAUCAAACGGGACGUUGCUUUUACGUUCAGUCAAAGCAGAGGACUCUGGGUACUACACCUGCACAGCUACUAACACACUGGGCUUUGACACAAUAAUUGUUAAUCUAGUGGUUCAAGUUCCUCCUGACCAGCCUCGCUUGACUGUGUCAACUACCUCUACUUCCUCCAUCACUCUUACAUGGAUACCUGGGGACAACGGAGGAAGUUCAAUCAGAGGGUUUGUGCUGCAGUACUCAGUGGACAACACAGAGGAGUGGCGAGAUGUGUUCAUCAGCUCUAGUGAGAGGUCUUUCAGACUGGACAAUCUCCGUUGUGGAACCUGGUACAAGGUCAAGCUGGCAGCCAAAAACAGUGUAGGCUCAGGGCGCAUCAGUGAAAUCAUUGAAGCCAAGACUCAUGGGAGAGAACCUGUUUUCAACAAGGACCAGCCUCUGCUCACACAUAUCAACUCCACUCAUGCGGGGCUCAACCUGCAGGGCUGGACCAGUGGCGGAUGCCCCAUCACUGACCUCCUGCUGGACUUCAGGCCUAAAGGCACCUGGGCCUGGCAGAGUGUCAAAGCCAACUCCACAUCUCAGCUGUUCCUCAGCGAGUUGCGAGAGGCCACCUGGUACGAGCUGAAGAUGAAGGCUUGCAACAGCGCUGGCUGUGGCAACCAGACAUCACAAUUUGCCACCACUGACUACGAUGGGAGUACCAUCCCUCCCAUUAAAUCUGCUCGUGGAGAAGGAGACGAUGUGAAGAAACUCUUUUCCAUUGGCUCUCCAGUCAUCCUGGUCACUGUGGGUGUGGCUCUGCUUUUUAUUAUUCGGAAGAAGAGAAAGGAAAAGAGAUUAAAACGACUUAGAGAUGCUAAAAGUCUUGCGGAAAUGCUUAUCAGUAAAAACAAUCGCACCAUAGACACCCCUGUAAAGGGCCCUCCUCAGGGGCCUCGGCUCCACAUAGACAUCCCUCGGGUACAGCUUCUCAUUGAAGACAAAGAGGGCAUCAAACAGAUUGGAGAAGACAAAGCGGCUGUGCCAGUAACAGACACUGAGUUCAGUCAGUCGGUGAACCCACAGAACUUCUGCACUGGCGUCUCUCUGCACCACCAGGCCCUCAUACAAAACUCAGGACCACUUAUUGAUAUGUCUGACAUCCGCCCAGGAACAAACCCAGUGUCCAGGAAAAGUAUCAAGUCCGGCCACAGCUCCAGAAAUAGAUAUUCAAGUCAGUGGACUUUGAGUCGGCCAAGCCAGACCCAGUCCACAGCAUCAGCACGAACUUUGACCUCUGACUGGAGGACUAUGGGUUCACGUGGCAUCACUGCCACAGAGAGUGACAGCUACAGUGCCAGUCUUUCUCAAGACACAGAUAAAGGCCGUAACAGUAUGGUUUCAACAGAGAGUGCCUCUUCCACGUAUGAGGAGCUGGCCAGAGCAUAUGAACAUGCUAAGCUGGAGGAGCACCUGCAGCAUGCUAAGUUCACCAUCACAGAGUGCUUCAUAUCUGAUAGUUCAUCUGAUCAAAUGACCACCGGCACCAAUGACCCAGCAGACAGUAUGACUUCUCUGAGCACUCCUUCAGAGCCAGGCAUCUGCCGCUUCACUGCCUCGCCUCCCAAACCACAGGACUAUGACCGUGGCAAGAAUGUGGCUGUGCCUAUCCCACACCGCGCCAAAAGUGAAUUUUGCAAUCUUCCCCUCUACAUGAAAACAGACCCGUUCUUCCGUAAACAAGGGGAGCUGCACGACCCGUGUCCUGCUGUGCCUCCACGGGAGGCUUCCAUCCGCAGCCUCACACAAAGAGGCUAUCACACCCAGGGACGCCACAAGACGCUAGACUCCAAACAACUGGGCCACUCGGGGCCCAGCAGCCUGGGCUCUAGCUCAGGCACCUCCACCCUGCCCCAAAGGACUCUGACUAUGCCCAGCUCCAACACAGCGGCCACAGCCUCCACUUCCAGCACCAGCAGUAACCCCAACAACAGCUCCAAGGGUGGCUCCAGAGACUCUCUUUUGGAGAGCAGCUCAUCUGCGCUGGGCAGGUUGCAGAAACAGAGUGCAGGCGCCUACUCCAAAUCAUACACACUAGUGUAG
Messenger RNA from Boleophthalmus pectinirostris (great blue-spotted mudskipper), 3573 nucleotides. RefSeq names its product cell adhesion molecule DSCAML1-like. Gene Ontology annotation, cellular component: axon; plasma membrane. Lineage: Eukaryota; Metazoa; Chordata; Actinopteri; Gobiiformes; Gobiidae. The coding region runs from base 1 to 3573 and encodes 1190 amino acids. Gene Ontology annotation, molecular function: cell-cell adhesion mediator activity. Gene Ontology annotation, biological process: axon guidance; homophilic cell-cell adhesion; dendrite self-avoidance. The transcript is spliced from 22 exons. The record is from RefSeq and is a predicted model, not a curated record.